CCUCACUAUUGCUGCUCUUCCUCGAUCAGAGCGUCCUGAGCUGCCGAAGGAGAAGGACGUGUAGCUCCUCUCUCCUCAAGCCCUCUCUCAGGCUCCCCUUGUGUCUCUCUACACCUUUUUCCUCGCCUUACUCCGGGGGAAUCCGCUUCCUUCGCGCGUUUUAUUUCUUGACUUCAUAGUUGUUCGCCACACGAUUACAAGGCCGCCAUGAAGAUCACUUUGCUCUUUGUGACAGCUCUGGCUUUCCUCUGCUUCGUCGACGGGAAGCCACACAACGAGGGCAAGAGGGCCCAUCAAAUCAAGAGGGCUAAGGAACAUGAGAUGAGCAAUCGCAUGGGCCAUGGAGACCACCACAGGCGUGAACACAGCAUAGCACACAAAACAGACCUGCCCCAUCGAGCAGACAUUCACGAGGUACACAAGGCACACAAGAUAGACCCAGCAUCACACAAAACAGAGGUGCACAAAUCCAGCAUUCACAAGAAAGCAGAAGCUAUUCAUAGGCGUGGCGAUGGUGUCCAUAAGGCAACAUCUGGAAGCAGCAGCAGUAGUACAAGCCCUGUACAUGACAUCAAAAAAGACCUCCAUUUGCAGCAUGUUACUGAACACAACAUUCAGAAGAAACAACAUGAUGAUAAGCAGCAGCAGAAAGCCGAAGUAACAGGGAGUCAUCUUAUUACUAACCGGAUGCCUAGUGGAGAGGAUGUACCCUCUCAUAUCCUCACCAACCGAACGCCUCAGGUCUCUGCUAACCUCAACUCUAGCACACAGGCAACCAGCCAGACCAAAAAUAACACCAAGGAUGGCAUUCCAAUGGAGUCUGAGAGGUUAAUCCACGUUACUCCUAGACCCCCAAAGGUGCACAAGGUCAAUAAGCCACACCACAAGCCAACCCCAACCACUGCCCUCAAAACAAACACUUCAACUGUACAUCAAAGACCUGCCUCUAAAGCCAAAGCUCACAAGCCACCAAAGAAGUACAGCCCAAAGAAGCAUGGAUGGAAGAAAUCAGCGCGCAAGGAGAAGGGAAAGGACAAGGCUAAGGAAAAGAGGGAAAGGCGUGAAAAACGAAACAAGGCUCUCCAUCAUGCUGUUAUUGCCAAGAACCUGUGAGCUGGAGUUCUUAACAACUGAUAACAACAAGGGAACAUAAAAAAAGAAUAGCUCAUAAUCAUGAUGAGCAUAGGACUGAUAUAAUAAAAAGGCAUCCCAAGUGAAAUAAACUCUUGUUCAGUAACAAUUUAACUGAUAAAAACAAGCAUAUUACCAUUCCAUGAAACAAUUAAAUUUUAACGAUCCCUUAUCAUUACAAUGCAAUCAGGAUUAGUUGGGAUAACCUUGACACUACCAGACAUUAAACACUAACAUCAUCUCUCUAUAGUAACAUCAUCUCUCUAUAGUACUGGAUUAAACAUACAUCAAAAAUUCCCAGUCCACGUAGGUAGAAGAAACUGUACCAGGAAAUCAUGUACCUAAAGACAAGCCAACAGAGAAAGCACAACUGAUACUUGGUAAUGCUUUUCUUAACAAAAGUGAGGAUAUAACAUAGUUGUUAAAUAAGAUGAAAGUAUAUCAACAUUAUAUUCAUGCUAAGGGGAUUUGGAUGUACCUCCUUUAGAGGCAAUAUGUAUAUACAGUAUCUUUAGUAUCAAACCCUAUCAUCAUAAGAUAUCACUUUUCCAACAAUGAACAGCAAAGGGUUGUAAGUUGCUCUUGAAGAACAGUUUCAAAUUAGUGUUCUGUUACAUUCAAUAAGUGCUGCAAUAUAUCUGCAUUAAGUACUGUACUUUCAAAAAUACAAAAUAAAUCUCAGACUAAAAUAAUAAAAAACUUUUUUAUAUUUUAGAUUUGAAAAUAAAUGUUGUGUAUAAAUGCCAUUCUUAUUUUAAUACCAGUAGGUGCAACCCUUUGAUGUUCUAUUUUAAAUCCUUAACACCCAAGACAUCAGUAAAAAGCCACAUACACUACUUAGUAAGAAAAAAAAGGCCAUGCCAACAAAUGAUGCACAAACCUGAGGUUGUCUUUCACAUUAUUCAAAGAAAAAACUAAAUGUAAGAUCAGCGUACAAAGAACUUGCUUGAUUUUGUAUGCCAAGAAAAAUUUAUCACAAAAUCUGUCAUAUAGUAUUCACUUGAUGAUCAGCAAUAGCCACAACUUCCUAACACAUGUACACCAUAAAAAAAAGAGGAAUAUGAAAAUUUUUUAAUCAAAUUGUAUUUUUCAUAGCUAACAAACCUGAUUUCUAACCAAGUGAUAUGAGAAAAAUAAUUAAUACUUCUACGAGGGCGUACCUGUGAAUCAUAAUUUAUUUCGUGUUCUCAAUGGAAGGAUCACUGGUUUGCAAUGCUUUAGAGACUUUGAAUAGAACUCAACAACAGUUUUCAUAUCCCAGCAUCAACACAGCUGUUGUUAACUGAAUAUUGCCUCAUUAUAUGAGACAGUCCUUUAAGUUUAAAUCUUAAGUGCAUCAAUUGCUGGUACUACAUAACAGUAUAAUGUAUAUAUAUAUACAACAAAUUUUAAUACACUGUGUAAACAAUGACUUAGUUUGAGAAUAUCAAUGUUAACAGGUAAAUAUACUAAAACAGAUCUCAAGAUUAAGAGCAGCUCUGGCACAAUACUCCAAUUAAUUUUUCCUGUAAGUAUGACAUAACUAGUAAUGUCCCUUAUGAUUAAUAAAAUCCAAUAUGACUAAAUCAUAACUAAUUGUGUGAACUUAUAUUACCAUCAGAUAACUCAUGCUCUACAUAAACCGGCUAUUAACACAACCUCACUUAAUUUUGUUUCUUUACUAUUACUUGAAAAUUCGUAUUUCAAGCUGGUCAGUUUCUACAAUUUAGGAAACUUGAACAAUUUCUUCUUCAUUUACAAAAAAAAAAAAAUCAACCUUCAUCUGCAGAAGAACUUAUGUGAUCUUAUUUAUUGUAAUUACUGAUUUAUUCUUCCUUUGUACUUGAGAAAAUCUAAAACAAAUUAAUAAAUUACACCAAACAUAAUAUUCAUGAUGUGUACAUUGCUGUGUUCUUUGUAAAGCUGACUUCACUGGCAGUUAAAAUGUGGGACAUUCUUAUGCAUGAUACCUUAAACCUUCAUACAUAUUCUCUUCAAUCAAGAGAAAAAAAACAUUCCAAAGUGUGAUGACACAAUCAUACAGGUUGUGAUGUCAGUCAGUUUAUUCCAGUGACUUUUAAAUAUAUAUAAAUAUCUCUUCUUUUUUUUUACAGAUACUCUGUUGUGAAUUGUAUAUGGUUUUACAUUAGAAAUUUUAUUUCCUUUAAUUUUGUAGGCAAACAAUAUAACAAGACACCUGUGCACAAAACCAGCUAGACAUACCCCAUCAAAACCUUGACAAGCAACAAAAUGCAUGUUGAUCAAAUCACCACUUGAUUACCAGAAUAUCUGUGCAGGAAAUAUAGAAAGUUAUAAAACUACUAAAAUAAUAAAGAGACCCAUCUAUCAUUUGAUGCCCUAA
Molecule: messenger RNA, 3472 nt
Organism: Macrobrachium nipponense
Lineage: Eukaryota; Metazoa; Arthropoda; Malacostraca; Decapoda; Palaemonidae
Exons: 5
Coding region: 208-1113 (301 amino acids)
Source: RefSeq, a predicted model, not a curated record